UGUACUGUUCUCCCGGUGGACGUCCCGAAGAGUGACAUCAGGAGACGUCGGCUGCUGCAGAAUAAUAGUAAUUUUCCAAGUUUUCCAGCAAAAUUCGCUGCAAAAGUAACUUGUACAAGCUUUUCAGACGUUGUCAGGAGGGACAGAAUGACCAUGCAUGAACUGUCGUGGACUAUGCAUUCCAAAUAAGCUACGAUCUGCUUGCGAUGUCUUUGGCAUGUCGUGUUUUAUCGGCUUGUGGGAGGGCGAGGUUGCAGAAAUUUUGUAAAAUCAGCGGAAUUUCUUCUAUUUCUGCCUACAACAGACUUGUCAUCCCUAUUGCCAGUCAAAAUAGCGUUGUCUUCAGACAGACUCCUCUGACAGCUGUGAGAACCAUGGCAACGGGCGGGGCAUCAAGUUCUGGUUCCCGGAAGGGUGGGAAGCACAAGAACCGGCUGGCUGAGGAGAAGUCCCCUUACCUGCUGCAACACUGCCACAACCCUGUGGACUGGUACCCAUGGGGAGAAGAUGCUUUUAAGAAGGCUAAGAAAGAGAACAAGCCCAUUUUCUUGUCAGUUGGUUACUCUACGUGCCAUUGGUGCCAUGUGAUGGAAAGGGAGUCAUUUGAGAGUGAAGAAGUGGGGAAGAUCAUGAACGAACACUUUGUUAACGUCAAGGUGGACCGUGAAGAGAGACCUGAUGUAGACAAGGUCUACAUGUCCUUUAUACAGGCCACCAGUGGAGGUGGUGGUUGGCCGAUGAGCGUAUGGUUGACCCCUGACCUGAAGCCCAUCGCUGGAGGAACGUACUUCCCACCCAAGGACCACAUGGGCAGACCAGGAUUCAGCACCAUCCUUACAAGAAUUUCUGAACAAUGGAAAAACAACAAGGACAAGUUGAUCCAGCAGGGAAACAUGGUGAUAGAUGCCCUGAAGGAGCUGUCUGUGUCGGCUGUGGACAGCACUGCCACCCUGCCUGGACAGGAGAGUGUGAAGAAAUGCCUGGACCAACUGGACAACUCGUAUGAUGAGGAGUUUGGAGGGUUUGGGCAUGCACCAAAGUUUCCUCAGCCAGUGAAUUUCAACUUCCUGUUCAGAGUGUGGUCCAGCAUGAAGGGUACUCCCGAGGCCCAGAGGGCACUGGACAUGGCUUUGGAAACACUCAGGUUCAUGGCCAAAGGAGGCAUGUAUGACCACAUUGGACAGGGUUUCCAUCGUUACUCCACUGACCGCACCUGGCACGUUCCCCACUUUGAGAAGAUGCUGUAUGACCAGGGCCAGCUGGCUGUAGCCUACUGUGAUGCCUACCAGAUCACCAAGGACCCGAUCUUUGCUGACAUCGCUCGAGAUAUUCUGCUGUAUGUGUCCAGGGACCUCAGCGAUAGGCAAGGAGGUUUCUACAGUGCAGAGGAUGCCGACUCCCUGCCCAACCCUGGGCACAAGACCAAGAAGGAAGGCGCUUUCUGUGUGUGGGAAGCUGACGAGAUUCGCAACCUCCUGGGAGAGAAACUGCCGCACUACGAUGACAUGACCUUUGCUGACCUCUUUGCCAAGCAUUACAACAUCAACAGGAGUGGCAAUGUGGCAUUUGAUCAGGACCCACAUGGAGAGCUUGCUGGUAAGAAUGUCCUCAUUGUGCGAGGUUCCGUGGAGAACACGGCUAAAGCCUUUGGCCUGGAGGCGGCUCAGGUGGAGGAAGUGUUGGGCAAGUGUCGGGACAUCCUGUUUAAAGUGCGCAGGAAGAGACCACCCCCUCACAGGGAUGACAAGAUGAUCACAGCCUGGAAUGGUCUGAUGAUCUCAGGGUUUGCCCGUGCUGCGCAGGUGUUGGGAGAAGCCCAGUACCUGGACAGGGCUGUCAAGGCUGCCAAGUUUGUCAGGAAGAAGAUGUAUGAUGACAGCACGGGCAAACUUCUGCGCAGCUGCUACCACGACCCCGAGAUGGACCGUGUCACGCAAAUAGCCAACCCCAUUGACGGGUUUGCAGACGACUAUGCGUUCCUGAUCCGCGGGCUGCUGGACCUGUACGAGGCUUCUUAUAAUGAGGAGUGGGUGGAGUGGGCAGCACAGCUGCAGAGGAAACAGGAUGAGCUGUUCUGGGACAGCGAGGGGCUGGCCUACUUCACUGUGUCAGGAGCAGACCCUUCUGUACUCAUCAGGAUGAAGGAAGACCAGGACGGUGCAGAACCCAGUGCGAACUCUGUAUCUGCUGGGAACCUGUUGAGACUAGCCAGUUUCCAUGACGAUGAAGGAUGGAGGAACAAGUCUGUGCAGCUGAUGACGGCAUUCGGAGCCCGGCUUGCAGCCAUCCCCCUGGCCCUGCCGGAAAUGGUGUCUGCUCUCAUCUUCUACCAGCAGACACCCAAACAGAUCAUCAUUGCUGGAAAUCCAAGAGACCGGGACACCAAGGCCCUGUUACAGUGUGUACACUCCAGCUUCAACCCCAACAAGAUCCUCAUAAUUGCUGAUGGCAAGGAGCAUGGCUACUUGUACGAGAAACUCAAAGUUUUGAGCACACUCAAAAAAGUUGAUGGCAAAGCUACGGCAUAUGUAUGUGAGAACUACGCCUGCUCCCUUCCUGUUAAUACAGUGUUGGAACUGGAUGAAUUGUUAUCAAAGUGAUGCUAGUUAGAUAUUUAUGGAACCUGUCAACACUUUUGGACAUCAUUUUCAGAACUGACACUGAAUGGAUAGAGCAAGGCAGAGACAUGCUAAAGGAACAAACAAACAAACAAACUACAGUGCUUAUUGCUUGCUGGCUGCCUGUAAUGCCAAUGGAAUUCAAAUGUUUUGAGACAAGGUAGAAACAAGAAAUGAUUUAGAAGCAAAUUUCUGUAAAUAAAGAAAAUGUUUGGAUUAUUCAUUGAUAUUAUGUAUCUCUAGAAUCUUGAAUUGGUGUAGAAUUUGUUGAACAUUUGUUUAUUGUUGUGAAGGAUUGUUAUUUUCUAUGCAAGUAGAAACUUUGUGUGUUCAUUUAAAUGGACUAUAAAUAACAAAUGGAGAAUGAAAGCAUGAUUGAAUGUUACAUUUUCUGGAAGUUCUGUUUACUGAGCUACCAGUAUUAUAGCAGCUAAAUAUUCUAUUAUAGUGUUGUCUGGUUUAUUGGGGUCAUACAAUUUAAACCCAUUCUCAAUAGUGAAUGGAACUCUUCUUU
This is a messenger RNA of Branchiostoma floridae (Florida lancelet), 3132 nucleotides long. Its product is annotated as spermatogenesis-associated protein 20-like. The coding region runs from base 207 to 2600 and encodes 797 amino acids. The transcript is spliced from 14 exons. NCBI's taxonomy places the organism in Eukaryota, Metazoa, Chordata, Leptocardii, Amphioxiformes, Branchiostomatidae. The record is from RefSeq and is a predicted model, not a curated record. Gene Ontology annotation, biological process: carbohydrate metabolic process.